GGCCCGGACUAGGUCCGAUCGCCCCACCUCCGGUCGCUAGACGUGCUCUCGCGUAGCUCCGCCUUUCCCAAAUCUACCCACCUCGCAAGAUGGCUGCGGUGCCGCCGGGCCCGGAACCCUGGAACCGUGUGAGAAUUCCUAAGGCGGGGAGCCGCACCGCAGUGACAGUGCAGAACCCCGGCGCGGCCCUUGACCUUUGCAUUGCAGCUGUAAUUAAAGAAUGCCAUCUCGUCACACUGUCACUGAAGAGCCAAAUCUUAGAUGCGGAAACAGAUGUGUUAUGUGCCCUCCUUUACAGCAAUCACAACAGAAUGGGCCGCCACAAACCCCAUUUGGCCCUCAAACAGGUUGAGCAAUGUUUAAAGCGUUUGAAAAACAUGAAUUUGGAGGGUUCAAUUCAAGACCUGUUUGAGUUGUUUUCUUCCAAUGAAAAUCAGCCCUUAACUACCAAAGUGUGUGUUGUCCCCAGUCAGCCAGUGGUGGAAUUGGUGUUGAUGAAGGUUUUGGGAGCCUGCAAGUUGUUGCUCCGCUUGUUGGACUGCUGCUGCAAAACAUUUCUUUUGACUGUGAAACAUCUAGGUUUGCAAGAGUUCAUUAUUUUAAACCUUGUGAUGGUUGGGCUGGUGAGCAGAUUAUGGGUUCUCUAUAAAGGUGUUUUAAAAAGGUUGAUUUUGUUAUAUGAGCCUUUGUUUGGAUUGCUUCAAGAGGUCUCUAGGAUUCAACCAAUGCCUUACUUCAAAGAUUUUACCUUUCCUUCUGAUAUUACUGAAUUUUUAGGACAGCCAUAUUUUGAAGCCUUUAAGAAAAAAAUGUCUACAGCUUUUGCAGCUAAAGGAGUAACUAAAUUGCUAAAUAAACUGUUUUUAAUAAAUGAGCAGUCACCAAAAGCCAGUGAAGAAACCUUACUUGGAAUUUCCAAAAAAGCUAAACAAAUAAAGAUCAAUGUACAGAAUAAAGUGGAUCUUGGACAGCCAAUAAAGAAUAAGAGAAUCUUCAAAGAGAAGUCAUCAGAAUUUGAUGUGAGGGCUUUCUGCAACCAGCUGAAACACAAAGCUACUCAGGAGACCAGCUUUGAUUUUAAAUGUUCUCAGUCCAGACUAAAGACAACCAAAUAUUCUUCUGAGAAAGUGAUAGGAACGCCUUAUGCCAAAAGUUUUGUGCAAAGAUUCCGAGAGGCUGAGUCCUUCACACAACUUUCUGAAGAAAUCCAGAUAGCAGUUGUAUGGUGCAGGAGCAAAAAACUCAAGGCUCAGGCUAUUUUUCUGGGUAACAAACUUCUUAAAAGCAACCGGCUUAAACAUCUGGAAGCUCAAGGUACUAGUUUGCCAAAGAAACUAGAGUGCAUAAAAACGUCUAUUUGCAACCACCUUCUUCGUGGCUCAGGUAUCAAAACUUCAAAGCAUCAUCUGAGACAGAGAAGAUCACAGAAUAAAUUUUUACAGAGACAAAGGAAACCACAGAGAAAGUUGCAGUUGACUCUUUUAAGGGAAAUUCAGCAGUUCUCUCAAAGGACUCAGAAGACUGCUGCAGAUACCAGUGCUAAGUGGAGACUCUCACACUGUACUGUGCAUAGAACUGAUCUCUACCCCAACAGUAAGCAACUCUUGAAUAGUGGAGUUUCAAUGCCUGUCAUACAAACUAAGGAGAAAAUGAUGCAUGAAAAUCUUAGAGGCAUCCAUGAAAAUGAAACUGAUUUGUGGACAGUGAUGCAAAUAAAUAAAAACAGUACAUCAGGAACCAUUAAGGAGAUAGAUGACAUUGAUGAUAUUUUUGCUUUAAUGGGAGUUUAGGUGUUCAUAUGUGAGAAUUUUAAGUGAUUAACAAGGCUAGGUCAGUGUUCUAAGUAGAACUGCUAAGAUCUGGAAAUACCACCUGGACUCACAGAGGAGCUGCUUUAGUGCAGCAUUGCACAGGAGUUCAGUUCAGUUCAGUCUACAUUUAAAGUAGCACUGUGUCAUUUCAUCAAGAAGUAUUUGUUUUUGGUUUCAACUACAUGCCAGGUGUUAAUAUGAAAAAUCUGCCACAGCCUACCUUUGAGAAGCAGAUGUAAUUCCUUGAGGCUAGUAAGUCUCUGAAAAACUGAAUAAUUUUAUGACUUACUAGGCAAUUUAAUAAUCGUUUGCAAAAACCAUUGUGUCUUGAGGUAAAUGAGGAGGGAGGGUGGGGGAUAGCAAGGAAACAACUGAAAGGUCACUUUGGCCUUAUUGGUUCCAUUGUACAUAGGUCCACCUCUGAAUACUGGUUUGUAGCUCCUGACAGUUAUGCUGUCUUGUUUAUAUGUUGGAAUUGAUCAUCAGGGUUUGCCACUGCUUGUAUUACCAGGGACUGGUUACAACCAUUAUUUCUCUUCAUUUGCUCAGCUUAUCUCAUAUUAAAGUGAGUUUGGAGUUCUCCAA
Molecule: messenger RNA, 2396 nt
Organism: Rhinopithecus roxellana (golden snub-nosed monkey)
Lineage: Eukaryota; Metazoa; Chordata; Mammalia; Primates; Cercopithecidae
Gene: RMP64
Product: nucleolus and neural progenitor protein
Exons: 9
Coding region: 90-1790 (566 amino acids)
Biological process (GO): positive regulation of Notch signaling pathway
Cellular component (GO): nucleus
Source: RefSeq, a predicted model, not a curated record